GUCUUUACCUUUAUCACCUUGAAAUUAACCAGAUCCUAUCAGUUAUUGGGAUUCCACCACAUUUAAUGUUUUUCUCCUUCACCAAGGGAUUUUUUUCUUAGGUUAUUAGUCUGUUUAGGUGAGUGUUGAUUUUAAAUGUAAUCCAAGAGAAACGGCACACAAGCCAACUAUCUGCCUGAAAGCUGCUCCUUCAUCUGUGAGUGUGUCUUCAGGGUGAUGUCAGCUUCCUGCCUUGUGCGCCUAGCGAGGUGCAGUGCUCUCUUCCAGAAGGCUUUUGAUCCGAUGCCCUUUAAGCUCACUAGCCACAAAACAGAUUACCCGUUCCUGUGCAGACAACUCUAUGGACCUUCUGGGAAGCGAUACAGCAACACACGCUUUGAUCCAGACAGCAGCGGCCGCCUAACAACUUGGGAUUCCUUUGGCAUUUGGGAUGAUCGUAUCGAUGAGCCCAUCAUGCUCCCCCCCAGCAUUCGUUAUGGCAAACCUAUUCCCAAAGUAAGCUUAUCUAAAGUAGGUAGUGCUUCCCUCAUUGGUCAGCGCAAGGAGAAUGAGGAUCGGUUCCAGGUCUCCCAAAUGACUGAGAACAUCCUGUAUUUUGCUGUGUUCGAUGGGCAUGGCGGCGCAGAAGCAGCAGACUUCUGUGAAAAAUACAUGGAGAAAUUUAUCAAAGACAUUGUGGCUGAGGAAGAUAAUCUGGAAUUAGUUUUAACCAAAGCAUUCCUUGAAGUUGAUAAAGCUUUUGCAAGGCACUUGCACUUCUGUCCAAAUGGACCGGGAAUCAAUGCAGGAACCACGGCCACCGUGGCCCUGCUGAGGGACGGCAUCGAGCUGGUGGUCGCCAGCGUUGGGGACAGUCGCGCCAUGCUGUGCCGUAAAGGCAAGGCUCUUAAACUCACUGAUGACCACACCCCUGAAAGAAAGGAUGAGAAGGAAAGGAUAAAGAAAAGUGGGGGGUUCAUCACCUGGAAUAGUCUGGGACAGCCGAAUGUGAAUGGCAGACUGGCGAUGACUCGCAGCAUCGGAGACUUCGAUCUGAAAAAGACGGGAGUCAUUGCUGAGCCAGAGACCAAAAGAGUAACGCUGCAUCAUGUCCACGACUCCUUUCUGGCUCUGACCACAGACGGCAUUAACUUCAUCAUGAACAGCCAGGAGAUCUGCAACGUCAUCAACCAGUGUCAUGACCCCAAAGAGGCAGCUCAGAGAAUAUCCGACCAGGCUCUUCAUUACGGCACUGAGGACAACAGCACCAUCAUCGUGGUGCCGUUUGGUGCCUGGGGAAAACACAAGAGUUCAGACGUCAGUUUCUCCUUCAGCAGGAGCUUCGUGUCCAGUGGCCGCUGGGCGUAGUCCGCAACCACCUGGAUUCAAGAGGUGCUUUCUGCAAGCUUGAUCGACGUGCAAUAUAAGCUGAACCCAGACAAUGAUACCUUAUAGGUUUGACAUGUUGUUUAGAGCAGCUUGAUGUGCAGCCUCUGUGAAGAACGGGGCUGUGGAUUCAUGAUGUAACUAGAUAAUUUCCCUUGUUAUAUAAGGUUUUAUACGACUUGUAAUGCUGCAACGUUGUGGUGCUGAAAACAGAGAAACCUUUGAAUGGCAGGCUGAAAGACUGAAUGACAUGAAAGCUUGGCCAAUGAGAAAUACCAAAUUAAAUGUUAAUUAAAACAACCUAAACAGGCUUCUUCUACAUUUAACCUUUGGUGCACAUCUCAAAUAUACUCCAAUAUACUCCGUUCUUCAUUAAAUCCUAGGUUGCGGCUGAAUUUGGCUGAUUCAAAUUUUCUUUUUCAGUGAGUAAAAAUAUUUGAAAAAAUACAUUUAAAAAGAAAAACAAUUUCACAGGCUCUUCGAAGAAGCUUGAAAGCUUUAGAUCAGACUAAAAAAAAUUAGGGAAUGUUUGUUUCCAUUGUGGCUCAAGCAUGUGUAAAAAACAAACAAACCGUGCAACAGAGACGGCAUUUGAUUUGGAUUUUAUGAACCAAAAAGCUUCCCGAUCCGCAGAAUUCAUCAAACAGUGAAAGUUUGGUUGUUUAUUUUGUUCAAAUUGAGUGUCUGAUUGCUGCAUGUUUACUCUAACUGCUUAUCGGUUCCAAUGGGCAGGGUUCUGGUUCCUGAUGAAAACUGUUUUUCUUGUACAGCACACCUAAUCAGUAGUUUAGUUUUUUUCUUAAAGGGUCCAAGUUAUUUAUCUCCUCUGUAACUCCUCCUGACCAAUCCAAUAUUGGCUGCAGAACUUUUCAUUUUCCUGUUCGCUGUAUUGAUAGAGAAGUCACCAAAGCACCUCUGAAAACAUCAUUUAGCACAAUCCCAGAGUUUUAGACAAGAAAUGGAAAGUUUUGUUUCAGUGUCACUACUGGGCCUUUUUUGAAAGUGCUCAUGGAUGUUUAGGUACAAAGAUGUAUACAGGAAUGUAUAGUGUCUGUAUGUAAAUAGUUAUAUUUAUAUAACCUCUGCAAAAUGUGUGUGUAUAUAAUGUAUAUGUGUGUGUAUAGGAAACUGACUGUGACAGAAUUAUUUUCAUGCUUCAUUUUUGUUUUCGCUGCGUUAUAUCCUGGUCUUUUGAGUUUGCAACCUGCACAACACUGGGGCAAACACUAGGUGUCAUUAUUACGUAUCGCUCCAUUAAUGUGAACCUUAAAGCAGACUUGAACCUCUUCAUGCAAGGACUAUUUGUGUCUUCUGGCACCCCUUGAAUGCUUUGCUUUUCAUUUUAUCUGAGUAACAGACAUAAGGUAUUGUAUUUUAGUAAAUUGUCUGUAAGUUUGAUCAUAGUGUUUUGAUGAGGCUGUGAUUUAAGCUUAAACGUAAUUUAUCUGUCACAUAGCCUGCAACCAGAGCUUUGGCUUUUCUUCAGUAGGUUACAUGUUUUAUUGAGUGAACUCAUCAUAAUUGAACCUAAAUGUGAUGUAUCAACAACACUGUUACUGUGAGUGGGUUUCUUUGUUUUACCCUUUUUUCAGAUUUUUGCUCUAAACUGCUCAUCAAUCAUGAAAUAAAGAAACCAAACCUAA
This is a messenger RNA of Cyprinodon tularosa, 3008 nucleotides long. RefSeq names its product protein phosphatase, Mg2+/Mn2+ dependent, 1K (gene ppm1kb). Gene Ontology annotation, biological process: protein dephosphorylation. The transcript has 7 exons. NCBI's taxonomy places the organism in Eukaryota, Metazoa, Chordata, Actinopteri, Cyprinodontiformes, Cyprinodontidae. Bases 217 to 1347 code for a protein of 376 amino acids. Gene Ontology annotation, molecular function: protein serine/threonine phosphatase activity; cation binding. The record is from RefSeq and is a predicted model, not a curated record.